GGGCGGAGGUGACGGUCAUCUGAUCUGCAGCGGCCUUGGAGGCCCAGACACCGAAGACUGAGGCUGUGAUGGCGGCAACCGUGGUAUCUUGGAUACGAAUGGGGACACGGCGGUCCCCGGUCCAGUGGCUGCUUCUGUCGUUGGUGGCAGUGGCGGCGGCAGUGGCCGCGGAGCAGCAGGUGCCACUGGUACUGUGGUCGAGUGACCGGGACCUGUGGACUCCUGUGGCCGACACACAUGAGGGCCAUAUCACCAGCGAUAUGCAGCUUUCUACUUACUUAGACCCUGCGCUGGAGCUGGGCCCCCGCAACGUACUGUUGUUCUUGCAGGACAAGCUAAGCAUUGAGGAUUUCACAGCAUACGGUGGUGUGUUUGGAAAUAAGCAAGACAGUGCCUUUUCUAACCUGGAGAAUGCCCUGGACUUGGCCCCCUCCUCACUGGUGCUUCCUGCAGUGGACUGGUAUGCAAUCAGCACUCUGACGACCUACCUGCAGGAAAAGCUUGGAGCUAGUCCCCUGCAUGUGGAUCUAGCUACACUAAAGGAGCUGAAACUCAAUGCCAGCCUCCCUGCUUUGCUGCUCAUCCGCCUGCCCUACACAGCCAGCUCCGGUCUGAUGGCGCCCAGGGAGGUCCUCACAGGCAACGAUGAGGUCAUUGGACAGGUACUAAGCACACUCAAGUCUGAAGACGUCCCUUACACAGCAGCUCUUACUGCAGUCCGCCCUUCUAGAGUGGCCCGUGACAUAGGCAUGGUGGCUGGAAGCCUAGGUCGCCAGCUGCUUCAGACUCAGGUGGCAUCACCUGCAAUCCAUCCUCCUGUGAGUUACAAUGACACUGCCCCAAGGAUCCUGUUCUGGGCACAAAACUUCUCUGUAGCAUACAAAGACGAAUGGAAAGACUUGACCUCCCUCACAUUUGGUGUGGAGAAUCUUAACUUGACUGGCUCCUCCUGGAACAACUCCUUUGCCAUGCUUUCGUUGACCUAUGAAGCACUCUUUGGCACAGCAGUGACAAUCAAGUUCAUUCUGGUUAGUCAGUUCUACCCAGUGUCUGCCCGAUACUGGUUUACCAUGGAACGACUUGAAAUCCACAGCAAUGGCUCUGUUGCCCUUUUCAAUGUUUCCCAAGUCACAGGACCCAGCAUCUAUUCUUUCCACUGUGAAUAUGUCAGCAGUCUGAGCAAGAAAGGCAGUCUUCUUGUGACUAACGUGCCCUCACCCUGGCAGAUGACUCUUCAUGACUUCCAGAUCCAGGCCUUCAAUGUGACGGGCGAACGGUUCUCCUAUGCUAGCGACUGUGCUGGCUUCUUCUCUCCAGGCAUCUGGAUGGGGCUGCUCACCUCCCUCUUCAUGCUUUUCAUCUUCACCUAUGGCCUCCACAUGAUACUCAGCCUAAAGACCAUGGAUCGCUUUGAUGACCACAAGACCCCCACCAUCACUUUGACCCAGAUAGUGUGACCUGUACCAGGGAGCGAUUGAGGGAGUGUUGGUGUCUAGGUUGUUAAGUUUCCAUCUUGUGGCACAGUGGAUGGAAGGGUUUGUCCUCUUCCUACUAUAGCAUGAGCACUACACUACCCUCAGCUUGUCUUGCUUCCUCAUUAUUCUGCUGAGGGACUUCCCUGGGGCUAUCUCCCAUGUCUACUAACAAAGUGUAUUCUUCAUAGAUAUUAGACAAAUCUUCCAGGCUCCGUCAUCAUGAGGGGAAGGGACAUUUAUUCUAGGGUCCCCUUUUUCCCCUUUCUCCUUAUUUAUUCUUCCCCCUUUGCUAUUAUCCCUUGCUGUUUAUAGUGCUUUUUAUGUAGUAACUGCUCACUCCCCAAGCUUUAUGGAGCUUCCAGCAACAGCCAUAAACUUGAGGUUCCUUGAGUUUGAAAGGUGUGGAAAAGCUACUUAACUGUCCAGCUUGGCUGGGUUUUUUUGUUUUUUUUUGGGGGGGGGGGCUGUUGUGUUAAGAAUGAGCAGUGCACUGGGGUUUAUUUAUGUGGCAUGAGAAGGAAGAGACUGCCAAGAGAUCUGGUGAGCAGAGGCUGCUCACUGGGUUUCUGACUUGUUCCCACUAGAUUGCCUGUCAAGUGCCGGGCUCAGGGGUGGGUCAGGGGGUGCACUGUUUUCUUCCUAAUAAAAUAAAGAUGUGUUGCCAUUUG
This is a messenger RNA of Psammomys obesus (fat sand rat), 2143 nucleotides long. RefSeq names its product ATPase H+ transporting accessory protein 1 (gene Atp6ap1). The record is from RefSeq and is a predicted model, not a curated record. Gene Ontology annotation, cellular component: proton-transporting V-type ATPase complex. Bases 69 to 1457 code for a protein of 462 amino acids. The transcript is spliced from 10 exons. Lineage: Eukaryota; Metazoa; Chordata; Mammalia; Rodentia; Muridae.